GCUUUCGGCCUCAGUCAGGCGCUCGGCUCCGUUUCGGUUUCACUUCCGGUGAGGGGCCGCCUCCGAGCGGGCGGUGAGCCGACGGCGAGCGCGGGUGGCGGCGGUGACGGCGGCGCCGCUGCCGGGGGGCGUGCGGGAGCGCGGCGGCGGCGGCGGCGGCUGGGCCUCUUGCGCCCGCAGCCCACCUCUCGGGGGCGGGCUCCCGGCGCGAGCAGGGCUUUCGAGAAGAUGGAGGAGCUGGUGGUGGAAGUGCGGGGCUCCAAUGGCGCUUUCUACAAGGCUUUUGUAAAGGAUGUUCAUGAGGAUUCAAUAACAGUUGCAUUUGAAAACAACUGGCAGCCAGAGAGGCAGAUUCCAUUCCAUGAUGUGAGAUUCCCACCACCCGUAGGUUAUAAUAAAGAUAUAAAUGAAAGUGACGAAGUUGAGGUUUAUUCCAGAGCAAAUGAAAAAGAGCCUUGCUGUUGGUGGUUAGCUAAAGUGAGGAUGAUAAAGGGUGAGUUUUAUGUAAUAGAAUAUGCAGCAUGUGAUGCUACAUACAAUGAAAUUGUCACAAUCGAACGUCUGCGAUCAGUUAAUCCCAACAAACCUGCCACAAAAGAUACUUUUCAUAAAAUCAAACUGGACGUGCCAGAAGACUUACGACAAAUGUGUGCCAAAGAAUCGGCACAUAAGGACUUUAAAAAGGCAGUCGGUGCCUUUUCUGUAACUUACGAUCCAGAGAAUUAUCAACUUGUCAUUUUGUCUAUCAAUGAAGUCACCUCAAAACGAGCACACAUGCUAAUUGACAUGCACUUUCGGAGUCUGCGCACUAAGCUGUCUCUGAUACUGAGGAAUGAAGAAGCCAGUAAGCAGCUAGAGAGUUCAAGGCAACUUGCCUCGAGGUUUCAUGAGCAGUUUAUCGUACGAGAAGAUUUGAUGGGUCUGGCUAUUGGUACUCAUGGUGCUAAUAUUCAGCAAGCUAGAAAGGUACCCGGGGUCACUGCUAUCGAUUUAGAUGAAGAUACCUGCACAUUUCACAUUUAUGGAGAGGAUCAGGAUGCAGUGAAAAAGGCUAGAAGCUUUCUGGAAUUUGCUGAAGAUGUAAUACAGGUUCCAAGGAACUUAGUUGGCAAAGUAAUAGGAAAAAAUGGAAAACUGAUUCAGGAAAUUGUGGACAAGUCAGGAGUCGUGAGGGUGAGAAUUGAGGCUGAAAAUGAGAAAAGUGUUCCCCAAGAAGAGGAAAUUAUGCCACCAAAUUCCCUACCUUCCAGUAACUCAAGGGUUGGACCUACUCCCUCAGAAGAAAAAAAACAUAUAGAUAUAAAGGAAAACAGCACUCAUUUUUCUCAACCUAACAGUACAAAAGUCCAGAGGGUGUUAGUGGUUUCAUCAAUUGUAGCAGGGGAAUCCCAGAAACCUGAACUCAAGGCUUGGCAGGGUAUGGUACCAUUUGUUUUUGUGGGAACAAAGGACAGCAUUGCUAAUGCCACUGUUCUUCUGGAUUAUCACCUGAACUAUUUAAAGGAAGUAGACCAGUUGCGUUUGGAGAGAUUACAAAUUGAUGAGCAGUUGCGACAGAUUGGAGCUAGUUCUAGACCACCACCAAAUCGUACAGAUAAGGAAAAAGGCUAUGUGACUGAUGAUGGUCAAGGAAUGGGUCGAGGUAGUAGACCUUACAGAAAUAGGGGGCACGGCAGACGCGGUCCUGGAUAUACUUCAGGAACUAAUUCUGAAGCAUCAAAUGCUUCUGAAACAGAAUCUGACCACAGAGAUGAACUCAGUGAUUGGUCAUUAGCUCCAACAGAGGAAGAGAGGGAGAACUUUCUGCGCAGAGGAGACGGUCGACGGCGUGGUGGUGGAGGAAGAGGACAGGGAGGAAGAGGACGCGGAGGUGGCUUCAAAGGAAACGACGAUCACUCCCGAACCGAUAAUCGCCCGCGUAAUCCAAGAGAGGCUAAAGGAAGAACAGGAGAUGGAUCCCUCCAGGAAGGGCCACAUCCCGAGAAAAGCAAAGCAUCUGCAUGAAGUACGUCAACUGAGCCCGUGAGACAUCAGUCAAAUCCGUGAUGACCUACCAGAUCUAUGUCCAGACCCACCACAGCAACAAAACCACCAUGAAGGGCUUUCAUUUGCCUUACAAAGAAGCUACUGACACUCCCAGAGCCUGCACACCCUGGCAGCUUCGUAAGCAUUUAAUUCAGGGUGAACUCGGUCAUACUGCAGAAGACAGGACUGACUCGUGCUGGAAGAUACAUCCCAUAGGCCUCCUGCCCUUACAUCGUUUGAACAUGCUCUCUAGGUAUAAGGUUGCAUUUCACAUCCUCCAGUCAGAUAGCCCUCAUGGAUUUAAGGCUGUGACAGACUACCUUUGCCACAUGCCAGAGAAGGUCAAGAGAGACUUCAGACCAUGAUGCAGAUCUGACAUUUAAGAUAGAAGAGGAAGGAAGGAGGGUAGGAAGGAGGGUUGGGUAGGAAGGAUCUUAGACUGUAAUACAGUUCCAAACAAGCUUCAACCAGGCUGAUGGGAAGUUCUUGAGCCAAAGUCACCUGUUCCGGGGAUUCUUCCACUCGUAGGAAUGGAUCUGCAUUAGUACCUCCACUGUGCUCGAUUAUUGGCUGGAAAUUGUCUACAGGAAACAUGACCUUGGCACAAACAGCAGUGGCUCCAGAAGGGUAGCAACUGGGGCUGUCAGGCAAUUAAGCUCGCCACAACAGAUUGAAGUGGCAUACUUGUGGUGGCACCACACUACAUAAUAAUAACCGCCCCCCUUUUUUUAGACCUGCAUUGACCGUAGUGAGUAGCUGGAAAGUUUUUACUGAAGAGAUCCUGGAAAUGUCGAUGAACACAAAUUUGAAAUGGGAUCCGGUAUCCUCUCCCACUGGGGAGACAGCUUUGACACUGGGUUUGUCACAUACCUCUUCAAGCUCAGGACACUCCUGUGGUUCUUAUCCUCAUGCAAUAAGUCCCCUUUGCACUGUAGCCAUCUUCCUUGAUUUCAAGAGAUCGCCUUUGGUAAGGGAAUCGUUAGCCCUGGGUCUGUCUGGAGCUUUUCACUCCAGGAUGUAAAAUAAGGCCUGGUUCUUUCCUGAGGGGAGUUCAUGGACCCCAACUGGUUGGGCGUGGACAGGCCCAACCCUGGGAAGCAAGUAGAAGAUCGAGGGGCAAAGGACUUCUCUUUUCCUAGUCCAGAUAUGGACAGACUACACCUGUCUGCGGCAGUGAUCACAGCGCCAGCUAUCACAACCCUAGAUAUGUCACCCCCAAUUUGAUUUGGCUAUGAGGGAUCUUACCAGCCCCUCACUAUCAAGCAAGGCCUCUGCUAUUACUUCUACCGGGCAAGGGGACUCAGCCACUCUUUGCCUCAGCUUUCUAUACACAUGUGUCCAUGGCCUGUGAUGUCCGUGCUAAAUGGGUACAGAGAUUCACCUUGGACCCAACUCAAAGCAGCAUUUGUGUUCUUCUCACCCACUGUCGGGACUACUUUUUCUGUGUAGUAAGCCUCCCUUUCUCUCCCCUGCCUCCUGUUUGGAUCCAGGGUUACCUGCUUCCUAAGAAUAGCCAUGCAACCCUUCAGUAAUCAAAGAUCCACUGGGCACAGGCUAUAUAUGCCCAGCUUCUGGUGCCAUUUAGCAGGAUCUACCUGGGGGCUUUGGGGGCACAGUUUAUCACCACCUUACAUGGGUUGUCCUCCCACCAAGAGGUGUUUCUAAGGCUCACCUGAGGAGAUUACCAAUGCGUUAGCUGGGGUUUCGCUCCUAAAGAUAUUCUUGAUUCCCUACCUCUGCUUGUGUUGGAUACCUGCAUAACUUUGUGUUAUUUACUGACUAGGCAGUGUGCACUGUGGCCGCCAGCCCCUGCUGUUUCUGGCUGAAUACCUCACUGCAAGUGAAGCUGUCCAACAUUAACUAUAGGAGCGAGCCACAGGGCUCUAAACCACCGCCUCCCAUCUAAGGCCUCCAGUUCUCAUGCUGAACUUUGUAUUAUUAUUUAGGACCCUCUUCAUUUUACAACGUCUUCUUUGCCACUGUCACCAACUCCAGAAACCCCAUUGACAAAUCCAAUUCGUUUCUGGGCCCAAUGGGAAGGCAGGUUUCACUGUGGGAUAAUGACAGAACAUGAGAUCGCGUGCUCAUCUUGCUAACACUUAGGCUCGUAAGUUAUCCCAAUCAAACCUAUUCUUGUGCCCGUUGUACAUGACUCGUGCUUUCUUUCACUCACCUUCCAAAGAUGGAUUAAAGGGAGCAAGACUAGGGACAGGGAGGCCAGGCUGUUGGAAUAAUGAGCCAAUGCAGUGACAGUGAGAAUGGAGAUGGUAGGAUCCCUAGCAUAGUUGGGAGAUAGGAUCAGUGAGACUUGGUGUUUAUCAUGGGUGGGGAAAGAGAAAGGGAGGAAACCAGGGUUAUGAUUCACACAGUUUGGGCUAAAUAGUUUUCUUUUAGAGGAAUGAGGAUUUAUUCAUUCAACUAAUGUUGUUUAAACAUACGCCAUGAGUCAAGCCGUGUAUUUGAUGCGGGAGAUGCAGAAGAAAAUGACACUGGGAAAAGAAAAAUUAGCAUAAAAUAAUAGAUAAUUACAGGAACAAAUGGAUAUCGUGCCUCCUCAUAUGAUGCACUGAGAAGGGCACAAUUCACUCGGUGGUGUUCCUAUUUACAAAAUUACUAAGCUUCAUCUAAUAAUGUGGAAACAUCAGACAAGCUCAAACUGAUGGACACGUUACAAAAUAAAAGGCUCGUACUUGUCACCAUUAUUGACGUCACAAAGGACAAAGAAAUACUGAGGCACUGUUUCCAAUCAAAGCAUACUAAAAAGACAUGACAGUUAAGCGCAACAUGUGGUCCUGCACUGGAUCUUGAACCGGAAAAUACUGUCAUCUUCUGUUACAAAGGACAUUAUUGGGAAACUGGGCUAUGAAUAGGGUCUGCAGAUUACAUAAUAGGACAAUGCUACUUUCCCAUUUCUUAUCAUUGUACUGUGAUUGUAUAAGAGAGUGUUCUUGUUUUUAGGAAAUACAGGAAGUAUUUAGAAGCAAAGGGGUAACGUAUGAACUGAAAGAAGUUUCAAGCAGCAGCACAGCGGCUAAGCACGCUUGGACUCUGAGGUUAGACUGCGGGAGUUCUAAUUCCAGCACCAUUGUUUACUACCCAUGAGGCUUUGGGCAAGUUACUGAACAUUCCUAGACAUGGCGUGAGAGUGGAAGGAGCACAUGUAAAGCACUCAGACCUGUGUCUGGCACGUAUGCAUAAUCAAUGCUGGCUGCAUUUAAGCUAUUUUGCCUCUGUCCUGUAACUACACAGAGAAAUGGGGCCUGGCUCCCUAGUUCAAGGAGCCACGGUCUAGUGGAAGAAACAAGAAGGUUAACAGAUAAAAACAAAUGCAUGCAGUGCGUGCUCUGCUAGGGAUUUGAGCGGAGGGUAACUGAGGCUGGGCAACGAAUUCUGCAGGAGGAAGUCAGGAGAAGUUUCACAGGGGGGCUUGUGGUUUGAAACGGAUCACAAGGGGCAAACAAAGAGUUUGGCAAGGAUGCGCUUUUCCCACUUUUGUCAGGCCAAGGGCCUCAUCGGUGCAAAAGCAGAGAGUUGUGGAAAGGGCAUUAUGUACUAGGGUGUAGUGUGGGUGAUGCGGAAGGGCCAGCACUGACUGCCAGUCAGUUGACACAGGUUCAGAUCCCAGCUUCAAUAGCACCUGCAGCCUCGCACAAAUCACACAAUCUCUCCGAGCCUCAGUUUCCCCGAAAUAGGGAGAUAUUAACAUUCACCUUGGGCCUGUUAGGAGGAUUAAUGUCAUGUGCUUAGCACAGUACCCCGUACAUAAAGGAUAGCUGUUAGUAUUAAUGCUAGUGUUAGGCAUUUCUAGGGUUCACCACCUUUCCUGAUUCCUCCUUCCCUCCGGGCACAGGCCUCCUCUGAGUGAAGGCCGGCCCUGUUACUUCCUUUGGCCGCUGAGGUGAAAGCAGAAAGAUACGUGUCCUUUCUGGGCUGAAGCGUUGAAGAGCCAGGAUGCUGUGAUUCUCCACGCUCUGUUCCCCUGACACACUGUUACCCGUGUUGGGCACGUAACGUGAG
Molecule: messenger RNA, 6042 nt
Organism: Prionailurus viverrinus (fishing cat)
Lineage: Eukaryota; Metazoa; Chordata; Mammalia; Carnivora; Felidae
Gene: FMR1
Product: fragile X messenger ribonucleoprotein 1
Exons: 17
Coding region: 229-2004 (591 amino acids)
Biological process (GO): regulation of mRNA stability; positive regulation of translation; central nervous system development
Cellular component (GO): dendritic spine neck; postsynaptic density; nucleus
Molecular function (GO): mRNA 3'-UTR binding; translation regulator activity; protein homodimerization activity
Source: RefSeq, a predicted model, not a curated record